CGGUCCCAGCGCACACGCGCCCCGGCCCGCGCCCCGCCGCGGCAGCGCCAGCGGCUCUUCCUCCUCCGAUACAAAGCUGCUCGGGAAAUGGCAUUUCUCCCCGGAGCCACAGUCAAAAGCAAUUCGCCGCCUUUAUUUUUAUUUUCAUUUUCCAUUAAUUUUGUGAAAAAGAAUUAAUUUCCUAAAUACAUCCUUUUUUUAACGUAUUUUUUUUUUCGGUGUGUGCAUGCGUGUGUGUGGAUGCACCGGGCUCCUGCGAUCGGUGUCUGAAUGAAACUACGUAAAUGCCUAUGUCUGUACGUUGCACUGGAGGGAAAAACGGAGCACUUCGGCGAGAGCUUGGAUUCAAAUGUGGUUCAUCUGGUCUCCAGGAUUUUCCAUCUCUUUGGGGUCGUUCGCCUUCCCGGGCUGCCAGGCGGGAUUUUCUGAGCUUUGACACAUCUUUGGAGAUGUCUGUUAAACAGGAGUCUGGGAAAAAACAUUUGAAAUCGUAGAGAUUUUUUUUAAUCUAAUUUUUUUCUUCUUCUUUUUUUUUUUUGGUCCCUUUCCCAUCCCCUUUGGUGACUUGAAGCAUCAAAGCAGCCAGCAUCCAACGUUCCUGAAGACUUGUCAUGUUUGGGUUUUGUUGUUGCUAAUUUUUUUCUUUUUAGAGGAAACUUGACAGAGGAACAUAUUUAUAGUCCAAGUAAGUACUUUACAGAGGAAAUCUAGUUUGUGUAACUUAACGAAAAAAAGCAAUGUUGAGGUUUCUAGCUUAAAGUGCGUUGGAUUAACGUUCAUCCAAGGCUGUUAAGCAAAUCGUAUCGAAUUGCAGUUCUUACGGUGUGUGUUCCUGCGUGUCCGUGGUAGUUCAGCACCUAGGGGAAAAUGCACCUGAUUUUCAGUCGGUAGAAUACUUUUUAAGAUGUGUUUCGACACCGAGGAGGAAAUGAUCCUAAAGUAAAUUUAUAAUAAGUAAUAAAUGUGCACCUGGAAGUAAAGUAUUUACAGCAUUUUAAUCCCUAUUUAAUACCGUGCAUCUCAAACCGAGGAGGAGACACUGAGAAGACAGAAAGUACCUCCGAGAACUCCCCCACGUCACCAUGAAUGAAACCGUGUCCGAUACAGUAACUGGAUUAUAAUUUUUUGGUGUUAUUAAUUUUAUUAUCGUUGGCUGCUUUACUUUUUUGGGUUCAUCCUGCUCCUCUUCUUCCUCUCUCCCUCCCUCUUGCUGCUUCCUCUUGGGAAUUAUGGCUCACCCGGGGAGAAGAGGCUACGAUAACCGGGAGAUAGUGCUGAAGUACAUCCACUAUAAACUCUCGCAGAGGGGAUAUGAGUGGGCUGCCGGUGAGGACAGGGGACCCCUGCCUCUGGGUCUCUCUCCUCCUGCUGCUGCUGCUGCGGUUGCUGCUGCUGCUGGGACUUCCUCUGAUCACACUGGGCUGGUGUCUCCGCACCCCGAGCCCCCUGGCUCGGCUGCUGCUAGCCACGUGCCCCCAGCCGAGGGGCUGCACCCCGCGCCCCAGGUCGUCCACCUCACCCUACGCCAGGCGGGAGACGAGUUCUCCCGCCGCUACCAGAGGGACUUUGCCCAAAUGUCCGGCCAGCUGCACCUGACGCCCUUCACGGCCAGGGGCCGCUUCGUGGCGGUGGUGGAGGAGCUCUUCCGAGACGGGGUGAACUGGGGCAGGAUCGUGGCCUUCUUUGAGUUCGGCGGCGUGAUGUGCGUGGAGAGCGUCAACCGGGAGAUGUCUCCCCUCGUGGACAGCAUCGCCGCCUGGAUGACCGAGUACCUGAACCGGCACCUGCACAACUGGAUCCAGGACAAUGGAGGCUGGGAUGCCUUCGUGGAGUUAUAUGGCAACAGUAUGAGGCCUUUGUUUGAUUUCUCCUGGAUCUCUCUGAAGACUAUCCUGAGCCUGGUUCUGGUGGGAGCUUGCAUCACUCUUGGCGCUUAUCUUGGACAUAAGUAGAGUCACCCAAGUUUGUCGUGGAUUACAAAAGUCUUUCAAAACAACAAAAUAAUAUUUUUUUUUUCUGUAGCACAAUGAUAUUUUAUGAGCAAAACAGCUUCCCAGCUAAAGAUUAAAUCAGCUAUUACUGCCAAAGGAAAUAUCAUUUAUUUUUACAUUGCAGGAAAAUUAUUUAUUAAAAGAUAUUUACAUUUUAACCUGCUAUUUUCAGAAACUCUGCAAGUUGUAUCUGUCACCACAUCACGUCGUUAUUCUUAACAUUAAUGAGCUCCGAAGUCUUUUAGGGUUUCUUUUUUGUUGUUGUUUUUAAUUAAUGCAGCUGGCUGGAUUAUUUUAUCUCUGAAGAGCAAAUAUACUGACAAAGACCUACCUGCUUACACCUACGAGAGCGGUUGCUUGAGCUGCUAAAGGCUGCGUAGUUGUGUUGGUUUUCCUCGCGUUUUUCCCUAUGGCUGGUAGGGGAUCCGAAAGACGAGGUCAGCGUGAACAAAGUCCCUGCGCUGCCCUGCUGGCAAGCAAACAGUUCAUACAUGGUACAUACAUGGAGCCAAGAAGGCAGGUUCUUAAAGGACACCUGGCUGUCCCCACAGGAGACAGUUGGAAAUACGAUUGCCUAUGCCUUGCAAACACGUGUUUUCAAGUUACCAGUUGUGCCAUCACGUCAUAACCACAAUACCCUAAUACAUGUCAACUCAAAUACUUUUUUUUUAAAUAGAAGUGUGAAGUGAAAUCUCUGGGGCUUGCAGGAAAUUGCCGUUCCGAUGGUUUUCUCAGCGGUAAAACAUUUUUUUUUCCCUGGCUACUGACACAGAAACAUCAGGAGACCUUAAGUGCCUGCUUCGACAGAGCAGAGCUGGAGUCUGAAGACCUGACCUGUGUCCCACUUUAGGGGGCUCAUAUCUGCAACUAAUCCUGUUUACUUACUGAGUUCCUCCAGGGGUUUGAAGCCAAUUAGAUGCAGUCUCUAAAUCCCUGAAAGUUGAAAAAGAUCUUAAUUUUAUUUGGCAAGAGGCAGACCUCAGCUGAGUUACAGAUUAGCUCUGACUAGCCUUGUUUAUCAAACUGGACACCAAAAUCAAGUUCAUUUUCAUAACAGGAAAAGAAAGUGAGCUUUAUCCCCCUGCCCCUCGCCCUCUAAAAUUAUGUCAUGCUAAUAAUUUCCUAAGACUGCCUACAGAAGAAAAGAUGAUGAAGAAACUCCAGAUCCUCUCUCUGGACAGAGACUCUUUGACGCCUUGAUCGCGCAGGUGCCUACUGUCAUUACAAGCGAAAAUAGGGCGGAGGGAAAGGCAGGGGGUGAAGUCACCAGCUCAUGUUACAAAAUGCAACUCAAGUAAAAUUAAUACAGAGUGCUCAGUAUGCAGUUUUAUAAACAGACCUGUGUUUUGAAACCAGAUGUGUCGAUCCCGUUUUAAAGCGAGGCUUUCUGUGCACUCAGAAGGGACCAGAAGUCCCGACGAAGCCCAAGAGCCUGAAGCGUGUCUCACAGGCUGCUCUGAGCCACGGAAAUGUCCAGCUUCAAAUGUUUAAGUCAAGCACUCCUAUUUUUUUUUUUCUGUAGAACUUCUGAAAUCUGGGAUUUGUGGGAUGUCCAGACGUAAAAAAAGAAAGGUUGCAAAGCUCUGGAUCAAAUGUACCGUACAAGACGUAAGUGCUCUAAGGGUGGAAGAAAAAAAACCACAGUGAAUAAACUGUAGAUUCAACCUCAAGAUUUUAGUCGAAUAACUUUGUGGCAUUAUAUGCAAAAUAUCUCCAUUAACAUGGGAAUGUAAUAUGUUCAAUGUUAAGGCUGUAGUUGAUGUUGUGUCUUCAAAGCUGCUUUUUGUUUGUUUGUUUGUUUUAAGAGUUGUACAUCUCAGCAUUUUUACUGCUAUUUAGUCGUGGCACCUACACUUUGUAUGAGCAAAGAUGGAGCAAGCUUACAUUUCAAAUUUGAAAUUGCUUUUUAGUUUUAUAGAAACAUAGAAAGGAAAUGUUUCUGAGUCAACAAAAAUGUGAACUGUGCUUGAUUAAAGAAAAAUGAAAAAAAAAUCUCACCAUCAAAGGAGAAGCACCUGCAAUGGUUUCAGUGUGCUUCUGUCAGAAGUGGGCAGGCUCCUGUAGGGUUUGUGCGAAAAAUAUUUGAAAUGGGAGCAACCGAAUAUUGUGGGUUGAGUGUGGGCUUUGGGUUUUUUUUUUUAUUUCAGCUUCCAAGAUGAAUUUAUCUGCAGCCAGUUUCACAAUUGGAAUUGGCUGGUAUCGAGCUAAUGUUCCAUUUCACAAUCUAGUCUUUGUUUCAAUUUGUGCCCAUACGCCCAUUAAAGUUCAUGAACUAUUAGACCUCAAAUUGUUUCAAUAUUGUUUAUUUUAUUAAAGGUUUACAUUGUCAAAAGUAGUAAAAGAGUAACUAUCAAUUCCAGUGCUGCUAUACUACCAGGAUAAUUUGAAUGGGUUUUAUUUUUUAAUACUUUCCAAUGGCUAAAGUUUUUUAAAGCUGCUUUAGAAAUAAUAUGAAGAAGACACGUGAUACACAUUGAAAUAGAUACUGAGGAUUUUGUGUUCUGUCGUGUCUACUCACUGGACUUCCCAGUGUAUUAGUUAAUACCAGGCAAAAAGAAAGAGUCCUGAUGACUGUUGAUGAUUUUAUUUUAUUAAAGAGCUAAUGGAGUGUUCCCAUCCUGACUGCAGAAUAGUACAGUAUUGUGGCUGCAUUAGGUAUAAUGAUAGUUGGUAAUACAUUUAUUAAGAAGCAUAUUAGAAACAUUGAAUGUAUAUAAAAGCUUGAACUUCUUUAAUAAAAUCCUCUCCUCUCACUCCUGCAUUUCUUUUGCAGUAAUUCCUGCCUUUCCUAUUCUUCAUUACACUUUCACAAAAGAUUUUUUUUGCCCUACAAAAUGUCUUACAGACUUCAGUGCUCCAAGACUAUGCUUCAGUGACAAUGCAUCCUCUGUCACUAUAUGUGCACACACAGCUGACCAGUCCCAGCACAGGCAAGUUAUAAAAGCAAAAAAAUAAAAAAGGAGGGAUACUUUUAAGGUUGGUUAGGUGUGGAAGGGCAGUGGACAACAAAGGAAGAGGUCAAGAAGUAGAAGGAAACAAAGGGAUCACUGAAAUAUCUUCUGGGUUAAAGAUGACUGUUACCUGGAAUUUGUUCAUCUCUCGUCCUUUCCCUUGAAAAAAAAAGGAUGAAAUAAGGGCAGAGUAAAAAAUGUCAGAGGCCCCACAAUUACUCUUCACUGUAAAAACUUUUGUUAAUUCUGAAGGUGGUCCUUUGCAAAACAGGAAAUCCCUAGGAAUUCAAAACAAGUGCUUGAUUCUGCUGUAUUCAGUUUACUUGUUAAUUUGGUUUUGCUCCCUGUAUUAAGAAAAUAGUAAAGGGAAAUAUUUUGCUUCUGGAGAAAAAAAACAAACAAUCCUGUAAGAUCAUCUAAGAUCUGUUCUAGAUCAGUAACUUAGGAACAGAUGGAAAACCAAGAAAAAAACCCUGUAAGAUAAGUACUCUGAAAUCAGACUGGACACGGAGGACAUUUCUUAACAGAACAAGCACUGGAUCCACCAAAGGAGUAAUGGGGCUCUUGAGGUAACAGAGAAUGUACAGGCAAGGAAAGGGGAUGGAAGAUACAGAGAAUGACAUUGGUAUGUAAGAAAAUCUCGUGUUUCACAUGAUGCAGGAUUCACCUGAGAUGGUCUGAAAAGUUUAACUAAAGCCUGUUACAAAUGUGUGCACUACAUGACAACAAUUACUAACAAAUUUUCAAUCACAAAACUAUUUGUAAGUUACUAUAAAACUAUCACCAUGAAAGUUGGACGAUUGGCUGGUGUGAUCGGGGGCAUUUCACAGGCAAGAGUAGGGCUGCACUAAUAAGGGACAAUUCCGAAGAAAAGAAGUUUCUCUAAACCCAGAUGUGCAAAGAAACCGUGAAGGUGAUGCAGUUCCAAGAGUACAGAGCCAGUACCCCCCAUCCUUACCUGCACGCAGUCUCCCCAGCUGAGGAUCUGAGAGUCAGCUCUGCGUUAAGGACCGCAUGCUCUGAGCCUGAGGCACGACAUUGUGCUUGGCUGUGCACCUGCGCUCCACGAGCAUAAGAGUCCUAGUGCUUAAAAGUAUAGUGAAGUAGCAUGUUUGAAGCCUGUCUUUCCCCCCUCUACCCCGAAUGAUUCAUUUGUAUUAUGAGUUUAGGGCUCAAUACUAUACAAAAAAAAUAAGCCUCUUUCGAUUUACAAGCAUAAAAAUUCUUUCUCAAUGCAAAAGCCCAGCUUUGUUUUUCAUUCCUCUCUCCCUUUCAAACAAGGCUAAAUACAAGAAGGACAAAAGAGCUAAUUUAAUAAUCUGUAUUUGGUUUAAAUCACACUCCUAUACUAAGUUAAUGCAGCUUUGUCACGCCAUGAAAUCUCUUUCAAGAAGUUAUACAGCAUUAAGAGUUCCAGGCGAGAACAGUAUAUUUUUAUAAUUUAAAUAGCGUAUUUUUUUUUUCCUUUUUUCUUCUGAAUAUUUGAAUUUUAAUUAUCACCAGCAUAAAUGUACAUAAGCAGAUAUCAUAUAUCCAGUACAUUUGGGUGAUGUAUGUACGGUAAUGUAGUUUGUCAGUUUAUCAUCAGUUAAUACGAUUACGUUGUUCUUUGUCUUUUAAAGUGUUAUAAGAACAUGCUGCCAUUAAACUUUCCAUGUCUGUC
This is a messenger RNA of Colius striatus (speckled mousebird), 6605 nucleotides long. RefSeq names its product BCL2 apoptosis regulator (gene BCL2). Lineage: Eukaryota; Metazoa; Chordata; Aves; Coliiformes; Coliidae. Bases 1230 to 1952 code for a protein of 240 amino acids. Gene Ontology annotation, cellular component: mitochondrial outer membrane. Gene Ontology annotation, biological process: negative regulation of intrinsic apoptotic signaling pathway; intrinsic apoptotic signaling pathway in response to DNA damage; extrinsic apoptotic signaling pathway in absence of ligand. The record is from RefSeq and is a predicted model, not a curated record. Gene Ontology annotation, molecular function: protein homodimerization activity; protein heterodimerization activity. The transcript has 2 exons.